AUGACUGAGCCUGAGACUGUUCUUCAGAGUACUCGUUGGGAUGCCGAUCUGGAGUUUCCCUGGCAAUUCUCCGAGUUUACGGAUACAGAGUCAAGUUUCCACUCACCGGCUGCCUCUUCUACAUUGACAUCGACGAUGUCAGCCGUUGAUACCCAUGCGGUGCCGCUUCAGGACCACUGGCUAGCAGCCGCUGUGCCGCCGCUGCGACCGGCGGAGCCACUGCCGACCAGUGACUUGAACUGGCUCGGCACAGCCCAUUCCACCGCCGCGUACUCAACAAUCCCACCAUCGAUCACUACCCAUGAGUCCGGCCUGCCGAGUUCCAACCCCGGCGUUGAGCGGCAAUGGCUCGGUGCCAGUAUUAGCAGGGGCGACGUUGACUUCCUCCGGCCGAGCCAGGCUUUUCACUCCGGCUGGAAGCCAGCCGACACCACAGCAUCGGGAAAUCCAGGUUUCAAUAGCACUUCGGAUCCAUUCGGCGCAGCUCACGCCACCGACGCCACGCCCCAACAACCGGAUGUUGCCUUCGCGCCCAGUCUGGUUACCGGCAUGUCUGUGCCACUCGAGACUCGCGUGGCUGUUGAUGGCUUGUACCCCAAGCUAUCCUAG
Molecule: messenger RNA, 609 nt
Organism: Mycena indigotica
Lineage: Eukaryota; Fungi; Basidiomycota; Agaricomycetes; Agaricales; Mycenaceae
Exons: 2
Coding region: 1-609 (202 amino acids)
Source: RefSeq, a predicted model, not a curated record